Messenger RNA from Onychostoma macrolepis, 1045 nucleotides. The record is from the annotation of a RefSeq genome assembly. NCBI's taxonomy places the organism in Eukaryota, Metazoa, Chordata, Actinopteri, Cypriniformes, Cyprinidae.
AUGAACCCAUACGUACUUGCAAUCCUACUAUCCAGCCUGGGAUUAGGAACUACCCUAACCUUUGCCAGCUCCCACUGACUUUUAGCCUGAAUGGGCCUAGAAAUUAAUACACUAGCAAUCGCCCCACUAAUAGCACAGCACCACCACCCCCGUGCAGUAGAAGCAACCACUAAAUACUUCUUAACCCAAGCCACCGCAGCAGCAAUGAUCCUGUUCGCAAGCACAACAAAUGCCUGAAUAACAGGAGAAUGAAGCAUCAGCAACCUAUCAAACCCCCUCGCCAGCACAAUAUUUGUAGCCGCUUUAGCACUUAAAAUUGGACUCGCACCAGUACACUUCUGAAUGCCAGAAGUCCUACAAGGACUAGACCUCUUAACAGGCCUAAUCUUAUCCACCUGACAAAAACUAGCCCCAUUUGCACUAAUUAUCCAAACAGCACAUAACGUUGACCCGCUUCUACUAACACUGCUGGGUGUUACAUCAACACUAGUUGGAGGAUGAGGGGGACUAAAUCAAACCCAGCUACGAAAAAUCUUAGCUUACUCCUCAAUCGCCCAUAUAGGAUGAAUAAUUAUCGUAAUCCAGUACAGUCCACAACUUACCCUACUCGCACUAGGAAUAUAUAUCAUCAUAACCUCAGCAACAUUCCUAACCCUAAAAAUAUCACUAACAACCAAAAUUAACACACUCGCAACAACUUGAUCAAAAAACCCUGUACUCGCAUCAACAACCGCCCUGGUCUUACUAUCACUAGGCGGUCUUCCACCACUUACAGGAUUUAUACCAAAAUGAAUAAUUCUUCAAGAACUAACAAAACAAAACCUACCCAUUAUCGCCACAACAAUAGCUCUAGCCGCACUAAUUAGCCUGUACUUCUACCUACGACUGUGUUACGCAAUGACACUAACCGUCUCCCCCAACACAACCAACUCAACUACCCCUUGACGAACCCAAACAACUCAGACCUCCCUACCACUCGCCCUAUUUAUCACGGCCACCCUAGGACUGCUGCCUAUGACCCCAGCCAUCCUAAUACUAACCACCU